This is a messenger RNA of Chiloscyllium plagiosum (whitespotted bambooshark), 1426 nucleotides long. The record is from RefSeq and is a predicted model, not a curated record. NCBI's taxonomy places the organism in Eukaryota, Metazoa, Chordata, Chondrichthyes, Orectolobiformes, Hemiscylliidae.
AUGACCACUGCCAUCAGGCUGACCAGGAGGAACAGACACAGGUACUUCAUGGUUGUAGUGAGUCGGGAGUCUCACGUCUAUUUUCUCUCUUUCUUUCUCUCUUUCUUUCUCUCUUUCUUUCUUUCUCUCUUUCUUUCUCUCUCUGGGCCCACAGCCAACGCUAUCCUGGAGAUGUCGAAGGAGAAGCCGGCAGAGCGUAAUCUGGACCGCCAUGCCCUGCAGUUCACAGCCUCUGUGCAGCGAGUAGAAAUGGAACUUUCCAGCCAGAUCCGCUACCUCACCCAGGUCGCCACGGGGCAGCCUCACGAAGGCUCCAGCUAUUCCGCCAGGAAGGAUGCGCAGAUGGCGGUCAACCGGGUGGAGUACACGCACGUCAAAGUCCGAGACCUAGCCAGGUCCUGCGACCAGAUGCUGGAGCAGCCGUGAACAGGACUGUGGGGAGGGGGGUGGUGGGGGAGGGGGCAAGGGGAGUCUGGGAGGUCGGGGGUGGGGGUGGUCAAUGAGGUUUGUGAGGAACCUUUCUCUCUCUCCCCCCUCUUCCCCCCCCCCACCCCCAUCGAUCUCUACAUCCUUUGCUCUCCACCCCACACCCCCCUCCCCUCCCCCAGUUUGUAGACUGUGGAGCCUCCCCAAACCUUCAUCCCCGCCCCUCCCCUGCCUCCAGGUCUGGGGGGGUAUUGGGGGUGGGGAGGGGGGAAUUGCUUGGGCAAGCGGCUCUUUCUUUCAGAAGGACCCUUCUGUCCUCAGCGUCAUCUCAACGCUCUCACCCUACCCCACCUCACUCAGACCCUCGCCAAAGAGGGCAUUUACUCGCACCCCACCCCUGUCUCUCUCUCGCUCUCUCUCNUCUCUCUCUCUCUGUUUCUCUCUUUGCCCUCUCUUUAUCUCUGGCUUUCUUUCUCUCUCCCUUCAUUCCUCUCUCUUUCACUCUCUUCAACCCCUCCAUCACCCCCAGCCCUAACUCUGUCAGCCCCACUCUGCCCCUAACCCUCCCAGCAAUGCUGGCUCUUCCCUGUGGCCCUCACUACCCCUUGGGGGUGGGGGGGGGUUGGGUGGUUGGCUAUGCGAUCAGACAUCGGCAAAUGUGGACUUAAGUCUUGGUUGAUUUUCUGAUCCAUCGAACGCAGUCUCUCUCCGUCCGUCCAUCCAUCCCUCCACUCUCUCCCGCUCUCUCCGUCCCUCCCUCUCUCACCCUCCCUUCCUCUCUCACCCUCUCUCCUCUUUCCCUCACUCCGUCCCUCCCUGCUCUCUCGUAUAUUACUUGCAGCGGUUAGUGAGCCUAUGGAUGUGGUACUCAGAUGUUGCUGUAUCCAUGCUGUUAUUUUGAUGUUACAGUAUUGUUUUGUACUCGGGUUUCUGUGUCCGAAGACCAGGAGAGACCCCUAGCCCCCUCUUCCAGAAUAAACAGCCUGCAGCAUGUCUCUCA